Molecule: messenger RNA, 7017 nt
Organism: Lagopus muta (rock ptarmigan)
Lineage: Eukaryota; Metazoa; Chordata; Aves; Galliformes; Phasianidae
Product: fibrinogen-like protein 1-like protein
Exons: 3
Coding region: 6067-6915 (282 amino acids)
Source: RefSeq, a predicted model, not a curated record
CUUGUCCCAGAUGAGAAAGUCAUUUUUAGACUCACGUGUUUGAAGGUUAGGCUACAGUGUUUUAAACUGAACAGUAUAGUUAACUGAUUUGAAUCUGCUAAAAAUUGUCUGUUGAAUAGAAUAUUUGUUCUGUUAAUUCAACUGGUUUUAUUGUUGUUUUUAUUUGUUUUUGAUCAGAUAGCUGAGGUAAAGCUGUUGUACUGAGAUCAAGAUUUGCACGUUACUGAAUUCAGCUUGUCCAUAGCAUCCCUCUCAAAUGUAUGUCUAACCUUAAAAAUUCCAGAGUAAAGGGAUUUUGUUUUGUAUGUUAAGUUUGAAUGUUCAACUACAAUAUACUUAAUAUUUGUACUUAAUGUAUUGUACGUUUUACUUAAUUCUCAUGUUUUCCAGAGUGACCAUUACUCUAUCAAAUAGAAAAAAAAAUAUUUUUUCUUUCUGGAUAAAUCUAUGCUGGAUACUUCUCACUGCCUUAUCAACUUUCUGGGGGCGGGGUUUAUUUUAUUUAUCCAUUUAUUUAUUUAAGUUUUAAAAUGUAUCUCACUGUCCUUUGAUUCUCUUGUUUUUCUCCCUUUUUAAAAAACAGGUUCCUAGUAUGCUCCACUGGAGUCAUCUGGGGCUUGCAAGCAUUUCUGUGGUUUAUGUUCAGUCAGGGAUAGAUGUCUUCAUUUCUCCAAAUAACGGUUCAUCUCACAAAUGAUGAAUACAUUAAAAAAAUUUAGAAGCUGUAUUGAAAAUAGUGUUAUAUGUCAUGAAUUUCAGCAGUUUAAAAUAACUGGUUUCUGCUUUGUUAGGCAAUCUCAUGUUUUGCAUGCCGUUGCCAGCUCAGAAGAACAAGUAAGAAUUGUUAAGAACAUUUUUUUAACUGUUCCUAUUUGAAGAUACAAAAGUGCGUUUAGUCAAGAUUGCAGAGCAAUCCAGUUCAAGUUGUUCAAAAGCACAGAAGUGUCUCUAAAGACUGGGGUCAUCCUGUCUCCUUCCACCUGCCCUGCUGAGCAGUCCUGUAUAUCAAAAUUUUUGUUUGAAGUAACUAUUCAGUGAGAUCUUUUUUAUAUUUUAUAUGUGGUUUGCAUUGCUAGAACUUUCUCCCUUGAGUUCCUUGUUCUGCUGAACAGAUAGCUGUGUGAAAGUUAGCAUUUGCACGUUUCUGUCAACGGUACUGAUCCAUAAAUCCCCUGUUUGAAGCCUUUUGAAGUACCUGGAUACACAGGUUUCUAGCUUGUGCCACACUCUGUGCCAUAAUAUUUACUGGCACCUGCUGAUAUUUGUACCCAAGCUACUAAGGUAAAUUAAAUUAACUUUUGAAGUAAUGCUGCUUUGCCCUUGCUGGAACUGAUAACUUCACUGUAUUGGUCAGAUAGGAAUGCUUUUCACAUCCCUUACAAAAACAGGCCAAUUAGCUGUCCUAUGGUAUCCAGGUUGUCUUUGCAACUAACGUCAGAGCCUGAUGAAGUAAGUUGUUCAGUUUCAGUCAAAUUCUCCCUUUUUAAAGGUAAGUUAAUUUGUUUAAAUAUUUGUUUAAAUACUUGUUAAAAUAAACAGAACUAUUUAAAAAUAACUUAAAAAUAAGAGUUGCAUUGGAAUAAUUAAAAUAAUAUUUGCCAAUUAAAGGCAAGCAGAUUCAGAGGAAUAAUUGAAAUGUCAGCAUAUUAUGGGGAAGGAAUAUGCGGUCACUGGGUUGAGACAUUAAAUAUCUUAAUUAAUAUGGCUAACAAGUCAAUACAAUAAUGAUUAUUUUAAAACCUGUAUAUGACACAAAACCUUACCAAUGUAAAGUAGUCCUAACUUACCAUGAUUACAUCAUUUUCAGGACUAAAAAAAUGUUCUCAAAAUACUUGACCAAGAGCAGAAUAUCAUAGAUACUCAGAACAACUACAAUAUUUGCUGGAACAAACGUAUAAUUGUUAAUAUAAUUAGAAAAUGAUGUUAACUAAAAACUGCCUAAUUACUCACUUACAGAAAUUAAACCCAGCACUUUGAGGGCAUAGCCAAAAGCCUAGGGAAAGGUGGUUCAUUUGGCAGAGCUGCAGGACAGGUCGUAUGCCAGAAUUGCCCUGCGACUGGCCCGUUUCACAGCGGAACACAGCCAAGCACACCAGGUAUGGUACAUUCCCUGAACCUUGCAGAGUCCCCUCACCCAGCCUGCCACUCAUGCCCACUGAGGUGUAAUAUGUAAUGGUUUCUGUUGUUUGAAGUUUUCAUGUACAUAAAUAGCUGCCUUUCUCAGCACAAGUAAACAGGUGCUGUUACCUGCUCUCUUCUAAUUAAAUGCUUCCCACUUCAUUUCUACUCUUCCAGUUGAGAUACAAGUGUGGAAAUCAAAGAGAAGCAAAGAGGAAGGUAGUAAAUAAAAAGGGGAGGAGGUAUACAGUGAUGGAAAAUGCAGAAAUCAAAGGCACAAAACAAACAUAUAUCCCUAUUUAUAGCUAGGCAAUAGGAAACCUGCCACCAUUAAAGUCAGUGGUAUUUUCUGAAGUAUAUUUUAAAUUGUCAGAGUGGGAAGACACCUUCUGCCCUUCCUUAGUAUGUUAUUUCAGCAAGAUCUGUAUGCCUUCAAAGUAUUAUUAUUUAAUAAGAUACAGCACAGUGUUUUCAUACUCUAGUCACUACGUAUAAAGCUUGAUACUAACCCGAAGUCAAAUACAUCAAACAUGAAUAUCAGUGUCUUAGUUUCAACUGGGAUGGAAUUGUUUUCUUCAGAAUGUCUGGCAUGAUGCUGUGUUUUGGUUCUAGGAGAAAAACAAUGUUGAUAACACAAUAAUGUUUAUAGUUGCCUACUGAGCCAAGGCUAGUCACAGUGAAGGACCUGAGGAGCUGGGAGAGAAUGGAAUUGAGACAGCUGACUUAAGCAAGCCAGAGGGAUAUUCUGUACCAUAUGAUAUCAAGUGGAAAGAGUUUUGAAGGGGUUGGGAGUUCGUGAUCUCUCUCUUUGCUGCUCAGGGGGCUAGUUUGGCAUCAUUUGGGGAGUGGUGAGCAAUUACUUGUGCAUCACUUGUUAAAUAUGUUGUGGUGGAAGCCCCAUUCCUGGAGACAUUCAAGGUCAGAAUGGGAAGGGCUCUGAGCAACCAGGUGUAGCUGUGGGUGUCACUGUUCUUUGCAGGGGACUGGAUGACCUUUAAGCGUCAAACAAUUCUAUAAAUCUGUGAUAAUGCAAUGAGCAUGGAAUGUGUGUUCUUCAGCUUUUCUCUGUGAUUGACCAGUGCCAGAGAAAAAGCACUGUUCUGACUCCUUGUGGUCAUUCACAUGUAUAGUAAAGUGCUAUUUGUUCUUUAAAAAUGAAAAGAAAUAUCAAUGAGUUUUAAAUGUUAUAGAUAAAUCUUUCAUAAUACAUUCUGUUAAAUGUAUGUAUUUCAUUGUUGCAAUAUAUUGCAUAUGUUGUGAUUUCACUGAGAAUGAAUAAUUGAACAGGAAUUACGCAUAGAACAAAUCCUCAAGUAAAACUUACACAGGACUUACAUGUUUUCUACAUUUUAAUUGGGUUUUUUUUUUUUCAGAGUAGAAAGUGUUCAAACUGGGCUGCAGGUUGGAUCAAAGAGUACAAAUGUGUUGGCUCAUCUUACUCUAGUUUAGAUGUCAUCUAGAAGUCAUUCAGAUAGAUAACACAACCUUCAGAUACAAGAAAAUACGGUGACAAUUAAUUCAUCUACUUCGCUACCUUUUUGAUGUAAAUGAAUGUUAAUCAACACUUGAUAAUCCAAAUAAACUAAAAUAGAAACCUAUUGACCAGCCUGUUCUGCUUUUGCUUUUUCUCUUUUUAUAGCUUUGAAGCAGUGCUUUAUGUUUUAAUUUCAUGCUUUGAUGUGAAUGAGCCUGAAGGAACAAGAUGGUUUGGGGUCAGUUUGAUUGAUUCGUUCCUUAUGCUUUAAAAACAAGUUGACUGUAGGAUUUUAAAUGUGAUUAGCAAUACAGCAUCUCGUCAAUCUACCAGUGCAAAAUGAUGUAGUACUUUUCAGCAUCUAACUUCAGGUGUAUAAACAACAUACGUAAUUUUCUGAAAUAAAAUUUCUUUGCUAUGUUUAUUCAUUAAUUGGAAAAAUAAUUGAUCUAUUUAUUAAUCUAAGUAAUUAAUUUAGUUAUGGUGUUAUUUUAAUCCUUAUGGAAGAACUUUGUUCUUUAUGAUUCAUAUAUUCUUACUUGCAGAUGUAAUAUGUCAGAGCAAAGUCCACCAGAGUGAAAUAAUGAAGAUGCAGUUUUGCUGCACUUCUACAUUUGAGAUAGUGUGUUGGAGCUGAUUUAUUCACCUGAACUUGAGUAGCAGGCAAAGUACAACUGUAGAGUAUGAGCUCAUACAUUCGUGUGCACUUGUUUCUUUGUCAAGCUUCACUGUAAGAGGUAAGGUAUCUUCCUGCUGUUUUCCUCAGUUGCUUUCUUAAUAACUUGUAAUACCAAUUUCUAUUCUAGAACUAAUUGAAUCUGUAAAUUAUUUCAAUGGACUCAGUAAAUGUGAGGGAAGAAAAAGGACUGACUUGCUCAAAAAUGCUAGAAGAAAGAAACAGCUAACCUGGAAGCUUUAGGUCCGAAUACAGAUUUCCUAAUGUUUUAUAAUGUUGGUGGGAUAGGUUUAGAUUUACAGUCAUUUCUAAUAAUUUUAAAAAUAAUAAUAGAAGCUUUCAGUGAAGGGGGUACAUGACAGUAGGAAAUGCAAACAUAACAGAACUUAAGUGCUGUAGGGGAAACCAUGUGCUGUAUUUUUUUUUUAUAGUAUCUCAAUGUCAAAUAACCAAUUUUGGAUGUAAUAGGAAAUUGUAUGUUAAUAGUAAAUCAGAAUUAUUACUGUAUAGCUGUAAGUAGAAUAAGCAAAUUCUGUUUUGCUGUUUUUCUGCCUGAUAAGUACAAAAACCAAUUCUCAAGCUGACUUCUAUUACAGUGAUAUAUUUUGAACAUUUUUAAAAACGUGUUCAAUGCUUUUUCACUCUGGAAAACUGUUUUACUGGAUCUGCUGCUGAAUCUUUAGAUUCAUAAGGAGUGUGGCUUUAUUGCAGUGUAAACCACUGUGGAGAAAGGAUCUGGCCUGUGUAGGCUCUGUGCUGACACUGGCAGGAAAUAUGCUCUGACCAAAGAGCUGUUUGCUAGAGAUAUAUAUUCAGCCUUGAUCACAGAAUCCUAGAAUCACAAGGUUGGAAAUGACCUAGAAGUCCAACCAUAUAUGAUGUAAAGGCUUUGGCUAAAUUUUAAGCAAAUUUGUCCUUGGAGAGCAUGGGAGAUGUUAUUCCGAUUCAGUUUGAGCUUUCACUGAUACAGAAAUACUUCAGUCAGACUGGAAUGUGUUUAGGUGAGGACCCCAAUAACAGCCUGAGACUUCUUUCUGUAUUGGAUGAAGAGUUACUAAAGAAGUAACCCAAAAAGGAGGACAAAAUGAGGCUCAAAGCACUUUUGAUUCCAAAUAUUGAACCCCUGUGUGUCUUGAGAUUGAAGAAAAGUGGAAGAGUUCCUUUUUGUUUUGUUUAUUGAGCUUUUUUUCCAGAUCUGAUUUAAGUCUGUGAGUUAAGCCUGUGACCUGUUCUUUAUAGCUAUGGAUGGAAAUUCAUCCAAAAUCAAGUCCAGAAUUGCUGAAGUGAAUUCUCCAGUGUAUGGGAAUAUUCAUGGUACUAGAAAGGCAUGGGAUUGAGUGUUGUUUGAAAUCCAGAGAGUUGGAAGAGCUAGUGCUCCUGAUUGUGCCAGUUUGUCCAUCAGUGCCUCUGCUUCAAUACUAUUCACAUACAUGGGGAAUAAGCAAACUUCAGUUCUGAUAGAUGUAAGACGUCCUUCUAAGGUAUGUCAUUACAUUAUUUUCUGUUACGUUUUGUUACAGAUAAUUAGGUUGUUUUAGGUACAGUGUAAGUGAUACAACACAGGGCUCCAUGUCAGAACAACCACCAGCUGGAAAUACUGUGAAACAUCAGGAAAGGGAGAUGCACUUGAAAGAUGGAAGAAGCCAUUUUUGACAGAGGCUCUCACUGAAACCAGGUGUUUCAAUACCUUUCUCCUAAAAGAGAGAGAACUGUACUAAAGGUCAUAAACGUUUCCAUUUUCAGUUGCAGUCUGUAUUAUAGCUGUGGAUUGUUGCAGGAGGGCUGAUUCUGAAGAAAGAUGCUGUUGAAGAGUUCAGCAGGAUUUGUUCUGAUCUUCCUCUCCCAUUGCACUGUGCUGGUGACCACCAAAGAGGCAGUGAUCUUGGCUAAUGCCCACCUUCUGUCUCAAAGAGAUUAUGAUAGACUGGCUAACAUCAAUGAUAAAGACUAUCUAAGGGAUUGUUUUGAGAUUUUUCAGCACUCCAGAGGAAAUUCCGGAGAUGGUCUUUACGUCAUCCAACCAAAAGAAGACCCAAUUGUUGUCUCUUGUAACAUGCAGGAUGGUGGCUGGACAGUAAUCCAGCACAUUACAGCCAACAGUACUGUCGACUUUGAUAGAACGUGGCACGAUUACAAAUAUGGGUUUGGCUCUGUUCAUGACAACCACUGGUUAGGAAAUGAAUACGUGCAUCAAUUAACUGGCGGCUCUGUGCAAUAUGUACUUGGAGUUAAACUUGUAGACCUAAAUGCUGAAAUCAAAUGGGGACAGUACGAACCAUUCCGUAUUGAUGAUGAAGAAGCUCAAUACCGAAUCAGGGUUGGCCUAUACAAAGGCAAUGCUACUGAUGCUCUAACUCUGGACACAGAAGCUUACCUCCACGACAACCAGAAGUUCACCACCAAAGACAGAGACAAUGACAAUUACUUUCAGAACUGUGCCAAACUAGAACACAAUGGUAUUCCUGGGGGAGGCUGGUGGUAUGAUGCAUGUGCUGGGGCAAAUCUAAACCGUAGGAACGUGAUAUACUGGCAAAAGGACUGCAACAAGAAGCAUUUAUGCAAGUUUUCAUGGAUGAUGGUCAAACCCGUUGAACACAGCCCACUGUAUGCAACUAACUCUUGUCCGUGUCAGAAGGAGGAACUGUAGAUUUUCAGAUGCAGAAACUCAGGCAACAGAUAUUGGCGAAGUUCUGCUUUUUAAUUAAAAAAUGGGAUCCUGUCACUGCCAUGAAAAUUAAUUUAGAGACAA